AGCGACAGCGACGAUGGCACGGCGAGCGGUGCCGGCAAACGAUGACGGUGGGCGGCGGUGGCAGGCGGUGAGCGGCGGACUGGUGGUCGCUGUCUGGUGAACACCGAGCGGUGGAGGAGGGCCGCUUGGCAUCGCCGGUGAGUGGCGGUGGCCGCCGGAAGAAAAAAAAAAACGUUUUAUUUUAUUUUUUUAUUUUACAUCAGGUUAGGCCCACUGAGCUCUCCCUACAUAGCAAAUUUUUUUUCUCUCCCAAAAGUGACCUCUGGCCAUCAGCAAAAAAACCGAAAGCUCCGUCGAAGCGGGCUCGACCGUCGCGCGGAAAGCUCGCGGACGCUCGGAACCUCGCGAUGCCGACCGCAGACACGGCGGGAGAAACCGCGCGGCCGCCACGCGAAGAGGGAGAACGCGCGACCUCCCGCACACCGGGCGAGGGAGAUAACAUCUCGACGAUGGGACGUCCGCUCGGCACCUCGGCGCCGUCGCACCGCCGAGCGCCGGCGCUGCUCGUGGCUCUGGUGGCGCUGGCGGCGCUGUGCCAGCAUCCGGCCGCCGCCUGCCCCCGGCAGUGCACCUGCUACGUGCCCACGGACGUCCACUGCACGUUCCGCUACCUGGCGGCCGUGCCGGAUGGGUUGUCCGCCGGAGUGGAGAGGAUCAACCUGGGCUACAACAGCAUCGCGCAGCUCGGAGCCGAGUCGUUCGCCAACCUGGGCGCUCUGGAGCUCCUCAUGCUGCACAGCAACAACAUCCAGAGCCUGCCCGCCAACGUCUUCAAGGACCUCGGGUCCAUGCAGGUCCUGAAGAUGAGCUACAACAAGGUGAAGGUGAUCAACCGCGAGACGUUCCACGGCAUGGGCGCCAUCGUCCGCCUCCACCUGGACCACAACAAGAUCGAGUUCGUGCACCCGGACGCCUUCGGGGGCCUCUCCACGCUGCGCUUGCUGCACCUGGAGGGCAACCUCCUGCGCCAGCUGCACCCCAACACCUUUGUCACCUUCUUCCUGCUGGACCACGUGCGCGUCUCCGCCAUCCGGCACCUGCACCUGUCGGACAACGCCCUCGAGUCGUUGCCGCGCGACAUGAUGGCCUACCUGGGCGGGCUGGAGAGCCUCUACCUGCACGGCAACCCGUGGGCCUGCGACUGCUCGCUGCUGUGGCUCCUCGAGUGGGAGAGGGCGCACGAAGAUGUGGUGAAGUGCAAGCGCGACCGGGCUUACCGGGGCGGCCGUCUCUGCGCCACGUGCGCCAGCCCGCCCGCCCGUGCCAACCAGGAGCUGCUCGGCAACGCCUCGCGGCUGUCCUGCAACCGCCCGGCGAUCCGCUCGCCUCUCAAGCUGCGCAACAGCACCCUGUGGGAGGGCUCGGAGGGCGAGCGGGGAGCGCCGCCGCCACCGCCCCCCAUCGACCUGCGGCGGCCCAUCGGCAGCGUCGUGCUCAACGUGUCCGACGAGAACGGGAACCGCGCCGACCUGGCGUGCAACGUGCAGCGCCCGCGCGAAGGCAGAGGUGACGCCGGCGCCGGCGUCCCCCUGCCCCGGUGGGAGGUCGCGGACGGCGUCCUGUCCGCGAACCUCACCUACGCGACUUCCUUGGCCUGCGAGCUGGGGCCCGAGGAGAUGCGGACGCUGUGGAAGAUCGUCGCCUUCUACAGCGAAGCGCCACUCCGCCUCGCCAGGGAGAUCAUGCUGAGUAAGGAGCCCCACCUGAGCUUUCGCUACAAGCAGGCGGCGCCCGACGGCGAGUCGCGGCACUUCACCGGCGUAAGGGCGGCCGUCACGGCCUCGCCCUCGUGGCUCAUGCAGGAUGCCAUCGAGCUGCGGCUCGACCGCAGGCGGACGACGCUCAAGACGCUCUACCUGGCCUUCACGGCAGAGGUGAGCGAUGCCCGCCAUCUCCCGGGCCAGGCGGAUCGCAACGGUUGGGCCAUGAUCAGCCGCGACCGGGACGCUGGCACGGAGGCCGUGGCGCUGUCGGGCGGCGCCUUCGAGCUCGACUGCCGCGCCUUCGGCUUCCCCAAGCCGACCGUGCGCUGGAUUCUGCCGGACGGCACCUUCCUGUCGGCGCUCGAAGGCGACGACGGCGGCGCUGACCGCGGCCGGGGCGACGGCCGCCCCUCCCGGGUGACGGCGUCGGCGGACGGGCGGCUCGCGGUACGGGCGGCGGUCGCCGCGGACGCCGGGACCUACCGCUGCGUGGCGACGGCGAGGGAGGACCACGACGUGCUGGCAGUGCGCGUCGAGGUGCUCGACUUCUCGUCGGGCCGCGACGUCAACGGCGCGGUCAUCGCCAAGCACGCUGGUGACGCCUUAGCCCUGCCGUGCGUGGCGAGUGGCGCGCCCGACCCCUCCGUUCGGUGGAUCCUCCCCGACGGGACGGCGCUGGGCAGGUCGAACGCCGGCGGCGGGCAGGCCAGCGGCGGGGCCCGCGUGUCGGCCAACGGCACGCUGACCGUCGAGGAGGUGGGCGACGGCGGCUACUACCACUGCGUUGCCGUCAACUCGCACGGCGUCGAUCUGCUCACGCACCGGGUGGUCGUGAAGCACCGGCUGAGGCCGCCGCCCCUGCCGGCGCGCGGCCGGAGCACAAAGGCCCGCAUCGAGCUGCUGCUGCCGGGCGGCGGCGUUGGGGCCGGCAGGGAGGCGGCGGUCGCGCCGGACGAGGGCUCCGGGGGGGCGGGAGAAGCGAUCGACGAGGACGACGGCGGCAAAGGCAGAGCUUCGGCCGCCGUGGCCGCGGCCGCAACGACGACGGCGACGAGGGCGAGGCGGCCGCACGCACGGCCCGCCGGCGCCGCGGCACGGGUCCCGGCGGGGAGGCCGUUCCGCAAGGGGGCGGCGGCGGCGGCUGCCGGGCACAGGGCUCAGACGGUGGAGGGGAGGCGAGGGGGGUCACGGGAGGAGGGGGAGAAGGACGAGAAUGAGGAUGAGGAGGAGUCUGCAGCGAGGGUGAAUGGGAGACGGACUCAGACGAGGCCAUUCCGGGAGGGGACGUCGGCUGCCUCCGGCGGACGCAGGGCCCAGACCACAGCGGAGAGGCGACGGGGGUCAGAGGAGACCUCCCAAGAGUCCGGCAGCUCACGGAACGAGAAGCAUGAUGAAGAAAGAGGAGAAGGGGAGGAGGAGGAGAAGGAGGAGCAGGUGGAAGAGCAGAAGGCGGACGAGUCCGGGGGAAGAGCAAACGGCAGACGGACUCAGGCAAGGCCGUUCCGGAAGGGGACAUCAGCUGCGAUGGGUGGGCGCAAGGCUCAAAUGGUGGAGGAGAGGCGAGCCGCAUCACGGGAGGCUUCAAGGGGUAAGAAAAAUGAGGAGGAGAAUGCAGAGGAUGGGGAGGAUUCUGGAGGGAGGGCGAACGGGAGACGGAUUCCGGCGAGGCCUUUCCUGAAGGGGACAUCAACUGCCGUGGGCGGGCGCAGGCCCCAGACCGUGGAAGAGACCCCAGCAGAGGCCUCCCCAGAGUCUAGCAGCUCGCAGAACAGGAACGAAGAGGAGGAGAAGGAGGAGGAGGAAAAGGAGUCCGUAAGGAGUUCGAACAGGAGACGGAUUCCGACAAGGCCGUUCCGAAAAGGGACAGCGGUUCCCGGUCGGUACCGGGCGCAGCCCGCCGAAGAGGAGGAGGAGAGGCGGAAGCCCCUCCAAGAGGGUAGAGGGAGCUCAAGGAAGGAGGAGAUUGGGAAGGACGAAAAUGCAGAGGAGGAGGAGAAGGAGGAAGAGGAGGGAGAGGAGGAGGAGUUUGUAAGGAGGGAGAAUGGGAGACGGAUUCCGACGAGGCCGUUCCGAAAGGGGGCGGCGGUUUCGGGUCGGCACCGGGCCCAACCCGCCGAGGAAGAGGAGGAGGAGAGGCAGAAGCCGCUCCAAGAGGGUAGAGGGAGCUCCAGGAAGGAGGAGAUUGGGAAGGACGAAGAUGCAGAGGAGGAGAUGGAGGAGAAGGAGGAGGAGAAGGAGUCUGCAGGGAGGUCGAGUGGCCGCACGGAUUCCGGGAAUGAGCAGCGGACGCCCGGCAGGCGCUGGGGCGCUGGCGGUGGUGCUGGCGGUGGCGGCUCACGGAUCAGCCAGCAGAUCGGGCGGCUGGACCCGAAGAAGUGGGCAGAGAUCCUGUCGCGCGUGCGCAACCGGAACGUGGCGCGGGCGCGGACCACGAGCGCACCGGGGCCCGCGACGACGGCGGGGGCGCCGCCGACGGCGGCCGUCACGCCCGGCGGGGCCACGACGAGCGAGCCGUGGCAGCUCGUGGAGUCUGAGUCGUCAGAGCGGGAGGAGUCGGAGGAGUCGGAGAGCGAGGAGAAGCGGGAGGAGGAGGUGGAGGAGACGGUGGAGGAGUCAGAGGAGUUUGAGAGCGAGGAGGAGCGGGAGGAGGAGCGGGAGGAGGAGACGGUGGAGGAGCAGAAGGAGGAGCAGGAGGAGGGGCAGGAGGAGAAGAGGGUGGAGGAACAGGAGGAGGAGCAGGAGGCGCAGGAGGAACAGGAGGAGGACCAGGAGGAUGAGUCUUCAGCUUCCGGGCCUCUUAGAAACCUGGACCUGUCACAGGAAGAACUGCUGGACGCCGGAACGCUGACGCGAGCGGCGCUGCCGGCGUCCGUGCUGGAGAUGUUCGAGUCGGAACACGGUGGCCGUGAUGGCACCGGGGAUGGGGCAGAGCGAGAGGAGUCCACGAGCGUGGACGGACUUGAGGAGGAGGUGGAGGAGGUCGAGGAGAAGGAAUCAGAGCGAGGGGAGUCUGCGAGCGUGGAUGAACUUGAGGAGGAGGUGGAGGAGGAGGUGGAGGAAGAGGUGACGGAGGAGGUGAAGGAAUCAGAGCGAGUUCAUUCCCCUAAGGAGCACGGUGGAGGUUCGUCGUCACAAGAGACAACGGCCGAUGAGGACCGAUCUGAGGAUGGAGGUGGUGAAGAGAGACCUUCUUCUAAAGAUGAAGAUGAGGAAGAGACACUUUCCUCCUCCGAGGAUGAUGAUACAAAUUGGCGAUCCCUUGAGGUUGAAGAUAACGAACAGGCUCGUUCCUCUGAUGAUGAUGAUGAUGAUGAAAACGAAGAAAGGCAUUCCACUGAGGUUGACGAAGAGGAUGGUGAUGAUGAUGAUGAUGAGAUUCGUUCCUCUAAAAAUGAAGGCGAGGAAGAGGGACAUAAAGAAGAUGAUGAUGAUGAUGAUGACAAUGAUAAUGAAGAGGAUCAAUCCUCUGAAGUUGAGGAUGACAACGCCAUGGCCCACCGCUCAUCAUCACGAGACAGCGUUGACCGUGACGGAGCUUCUCGUCAUGACGUCACCACCACCGUCGUGCAAUCGCCCACGGCAAAGACAAUGACGGCACCACCAACGGAUGAUAGCGACGAGUUGGAUUACGAUUUACCGGGCUCGGAAAACGAUGAUGAUGAUGAUGAUGACGACAAAGAUGAUGUUUAUGAAGAUGGAAAACAACCAUCGGAAAACGAUGAUGAUGACGAAGAUGGAAAACAAUCAUCGGAAAAUGAUGAAGAUGAUGAUGAUGAAGAUGGAAAACAACCAUCGGAAAACGAUGAUGAUGACGAAGAUGUAAAACAACCAUCGGAAAACGAUGAUGAUGAUGAUGAUGACGAAGAUAGAAAACAAUUGUCGGAAAACGAUGACGAUGACGAAGAUGGAAAACAACCAUCGGAAAAUUAUGACGAUGACGAUGACGAAAAUAGAAAACAACCAUCGGAAAAUGAUGACGAUGAUGAUGAUGAAGAUGUAAAACAACCAUUGGAAAACGAUGAUGAUGACGAGGAUGGAAAACAAUUGUCAGAAAACGAUGACGAUGACAAAGAUGGAAAACAACCAUCGGAAAAUGAUGACGAUGACGAAAAUAGAAAACAACCAUCAAAAAAUGAUGACGAUGAUAAUGAUGAAGAUGAAAAACAACCGUUGGAAAAUUAUGACGAUGAUGAUGACGAAGAUGGAAAACAACCGUCGGAAAAUGAUGACGAUGACGAUGAUGAUGGAAAACAUCCAUCAGAAAAUGAUGAUGAUGAAGAUGAUGAUGAUGAUGAUGGAAAACAACAAUUGAAAAACGAUGACAAUGAUGAUGUCGAUGAUGUUAAACAACCAUCAGAAAAUUAUGACGAUGAUGGAAAACAACCAUCGGAAAAUGAUGACGAUGAUGAUGGAAAACAGCAAUCGAAAAACGAUGACAAUGGUGAUUACGAUGAUGGAAAACAAUUGUCAGAAAACGAUGACGAUGACGAAGAUGGAAAACAUCCAUCGGAAAAUGAUGACGAUGAUGAUGUCGAUGAUGUAAAACAACCAUCAGAAAAUUAUGACGAUGAUGGAAAACAACCAUCAGAAAAUGAUGACGAUGACGAAGAUGGAAAACAACAAUCGGAAAACGAUGACAAUGAUGAUGUCGAUGAUGGAAAACAACCAUCAGAAUAUGAUGACAAUGAUGACAAACAACCAUCGGAAAAUGAUGACGAUGAUGAUGAUGAUGGAAAACAACAAUCGAAAAACGAUGACAAUGAUGAUGUCGAUGAUGAAAAACAACCAUCAGAAAAUGAUGACAAUGAUGGAAAACAACCAUCAGAAAGUGAUGAUUACGAUGAUGAUAGAAAACAACCAUCAGAGAACGAUGAUGAUGAUGACGAUGGCAAUGAUGAUAACAACGACGAGGAAAAUCAAACAUCAGAAAUUGAUGAUACAGAUACAAAAGGAACCUCAGAAAGUGAAGAAACAGCCGAAGAGUCACAACCUCGCUAUGAAACCACUCCAGACUUCACAUCAGCGCCAGCAUGGCCGGAGUCUGGGCUACCGGCCAAACCACAGGGGGGCACCUGGCACAAGUCGGGCACUUCUCGAGAAGGAGAGGAGGAGGAGGAGGAGGACAAGGAGGUGGAAGAAGAAGAGAGAGUGGAGGGGGAGGAUGACGACGAGGUGGGAGAAGACCAGCCGACAGACUCGGCCGCGGAGCAGACAGGCGAUGAAGGAAGCGACGAAGGAGGCGAUAGGGGCACCCACCGCACGGAGCCCACGACGGCCGCUGCUGAAACCGUGGACGCGUGGCCGGACACGGCGGAGCCGACGGCCACCAAACCCGCCGAGCACGACUCGCCCGUGGUCACCCAAGCGGCCUCCUCCCCCGAGCGGCCCACAGCCUCUCCGGAGCGUGCGACGGCCGCCGGAGGCCGCUGGCCCUUCGCCGGGCGGCGGCGGCGGCCUCCCCAGCGGUGGAGGUUUCAGGAGGCAGGGGAGAGAAGCAAUCACUUCGGCGAUGCUCGCCGGCUGCCCGCGCCUGGGUCCGGUCCUCGGAGGGGAGGCUACGCGGGCCGAAUGGGACCGGGUGACAACCGGGAAGGCGGAGGCCAGAACAUCGGACCGAUUGCCGUAGCGACAGCGAAGACGACGACGAUGGCGGCGACGACGGCGAAACCGGAAGGUCCUGAUCUGGCGGUCACGCUGGCGGACGAGACGAUCGGAGCGCCGGAGGCCACGGCCGACGUACCACCGGAGGGUCUGGGGGAGGGUGGUGCCGACGCGGACGCAACGAGGGCAGGCGGCCGUGCGGUGGCGGCAGAGACGACGGAGAGCCAACGUGCGGAGGACACGCUCAGAUCGCCCGGAUCUGACGCCGUGGAGCCUCCAGAAUUGACUCGCCUGGCGGAGGAGGAGUCGGGCAAUCGCUGGGAAGGGCCGGGACGGCACCGCGAGGCCGAUGGCGGAUAUGGUGAAGUGGUGAGUCGCGGCGGCGGCGUCGGUGGUGGUGACGGUGAGGAUGGCAAUGCCAGGGGAGUUCCCCAGGAACCUGACGGUGGUCGUGGCAAUGACCAUAGAGCAACCGCCUCGUCCACCAUUGAAGAAAUGUUUUCCGUUGAUAAUCACAACGACGGAGAUAACAAUCGUAGAAAUGAUGACAGAGGUAACGAUCGAGGUGGUGAUGGUGACGACGACAAUGACGACAAUCGUAAACAAGAUGAAGAGUUCGAACAAGAGGAGGAUGUAGAGUCAUCUGAGAUUCGGACCCCAGUUCACGAAUCGACGAGGCGCGGCGGCUCCAUCGUGGAUGAAAUCUUCACGGCGGCUGGGCGCAGUGGAAACGGCGGCGUUGGGGCGCUGCCAGCCGGCACAUCGCGUGACCCGGAGGAGGAGACCGAGGCCGGGACGGUGGAGGCAGCCGAACCUGGCGCUGGUGUCACAGACGUCACCGAAACACUCGAUGGGGAGGCAACGGCGUCAGAAGUGCCUUCGGAAAGCUGGAGACCCCGACCCAAUGCCUACGGAGAGGUUGGAACGAAGGAGCCGCACCGCAUGGAGCAGCCACGCGGAGGUCAACCCGAGGUCGGCGCUCACCCCCACCGACAAGGUCCCGGAGGAGAGCCGCCCGUUUCCGGUGGCUCCCCGGAGGGAACCCAACGCUCUAGAGGGCCGGAUGAGAAGACGGGGCAUGUAGAGUCCGCAGGGACGAGGCCCCCACCGCCACACCGCUCAGAAGGGGCCCAGCAAGGUCGCCGCCGAGGCCCCGGGGGAACCGGCGUUGCUCCCGAUUCGCGCGGCGGAGAAACCUCAGGCGGAGGCACUGACCAUGGAGCCGAUGUUCCGGGAAGACCUCCUCAUCCUCCUCAUCCUCAUCAUCCUCUUCCUGCCGGCAGGGUUGCCGUCCCGGAACGGCAGCGGCCACGCUUGGGACAAGGGCCCCACGCGGGACGGCGCCGCAUCUCGGCACGACCGACGCCGCCUGGCGUGGGCGAGGGGGGCGGCCGCACAGAAACUCCCGCUUCUGUCGCCGGGGCCGGGCGGCCCUCGUUCCACGACGGAACCGUCAGCGGUGCCACCAAGUGGCAUCCUCCACGCUCGCACGAGCCGACAGCCAGCGGCGGCAGCCCGGAAGCAUCCGCCGGAGUGCCUGAGUUGCGCAAGCCCUCGCCGGUGCCUGGCACGCUUCCCAACGGCGCUUCGAGCGGCCGCGCCGCGGAAUCCGAGCAGAACCGCCUUGGGCCGUGGCCGUGGCCUCCUCGCGCCCAACCAGGCCCGGCGAGCAGCAACCCGCAGAGGCCCGCGCAGGUGCCGGCGAGCCCUUCCAUGGGCCGUGACGGGGCCACCCCGCUCAACCGGUCGAGGGCCGGCGGGCGACGCCCGUGGGAUGGACCGGGACCGAACGGGCAGUUGCGGCCCGCAGAAGGACUGGUGCCGCGGCGCGUGCCGGGUCGGUUGGGGCCGGAGGAGCGAGUUCACGGGGUCGGGAGUCACGGCAGUGGCGGCGGGGUCGGGCCCGCGAUGCACGUUGCCCGGGCAGGCGACAGCCGCGACUCGCACGCGGAGGGGGUGACGUCGGCCGCAGAGGGCGUCCCGGGCUUUGGCGGCGGGCUGCACGCUGCAUCGCCCGAUCGUGUGGGCGGAAGCCAAGUGGGGCAGGCGACUCGGCGCGGAGAAAAUCGGGAAGACCCGGCGCUGGAAACCUUGGAGCAGGUGGCUCCUCCUGCCCUGGUGCCACCUUUGCGGAGGCAACCGGUGGAUCAUCCGCACUCCGCGGGGACGACGGCAACGUUGGCGGACCCCGGGCGCCCAAGCGAACGCGUUGGGCAGCCGCCAGCAGGGCCCGUCCUUCCAGAGAGGCCCGUGAGCCCAUCGUCUGGGAUGGCCCCGGGGAGGUGGCCGGCGGUCGACCCAAGGCCUCGGCCGCCCCGGCCCGGCAUGGGGCGAGGCCCGGACGUGGCCUCCUCGGGACAAUCCGGGACCGUCCCCCGUUCCGGACUCGCGAUCGCCGUGCCAUUGGAAACGACGCGAGGUGGCGGUGGUGGGGGGCAACGCGGGGAAGCCGGUGAACCGGCACCGGGCUGGCCCUCUCCGCCGGGGCCAGGAGCCGAAGUUCCACCGCCGGGGCGCGGCGACGGCACGCCCGAUGACCGUGCCGGGCGCACCGACAACUCCAUCGCCUCCACUUGGGGAAGGCCGCACGGCAUCCCCGCCGCCACCACGCAGAGGCCGCCCGGAAGGGAGCUGAACCGGCCGCAGGCACCGGGCGCGGUGGGCACCGGAGUCCUUUGGGGGCGGCAACCAAUGCCACACGGCGCGGCCACGGAGAAGCCGCGGGUGGCGAAGACCACGACGCAGAGGCCGACGACGCUCAAGCCCGUCCACAACUACCGCUGGGACCAUGCGCUGAGCCGCUACGUGCCUGUCUACCUCACGCCGAAACCGCCGCCACCGGCGCUGCGGCCGUGGCCCUUCUACGCGACGGUUCGGCCUCCGGCGGCGGGAGCCGGCGGCGUCGGCGGCCGCGCCACGAACCGCCCAGAAAUCACGGCUUUCACCGCCAAGCCGAGUGGUACCACGACAACGGCGGCGGCGGCGGCGCCGACGGAGAGCCCGCACGGACGCUCCAAGGUCACCGUCAACUCCAUCGUCAUCCCCGGCUGGCCGUCGGGGGUCAAGCACCGAGGCUCCAUCGUCAUCCACCGCACGCCCGGCCGCUUCGGCUCCCGGAGUGGUCAGUUGCACGUGAGCAGCAGCAGCAGCAGUAGCGGCGGCGGCGGCGCUGGCGGCUACAACUACAACACGAACAACGGCGUCAGGCCCGGAGUCUCGAUAAUCGUCCACAGCGCCGUGGUAGGCCACAGGCCCACGCAGGCGCCGGCACAAGCUGCUGCCGGCGGUGGUGGCGGUGGUGUCGCGACGGGAGCCAGGACAACGGCGAGGUCACCCUUCGCCGGGAGGAGGGUGCCCGAGUGGCGGCCAUUUGGGCGGCCGUACCGGGGUCCGACCGGAGCCAGCACGACUGUCGCGGCCGCCACUACCGCCACCACCGCCGCCACGUUGCCACCACCGCCCCAGCGCCACUAUCCGAUGUUCGACAACAAGCUCCAGCAGCCGCCACGGGAGCGAGGAGGGGACCGCCAGGGCCCGUCCGGCGUCGUUCCUCCCGACGUCGUUCCACCCGCGGCGAAUGCGGUGCCGCAAGCCAGCGCUCCGCAGAAACCGCGAAUCAUCACCGGCGGCGGCGCGGGCGGCACCGUCACCGUCACCGUCGCGGCCGAUGCAGACCUCUACGUGGACUGCCAAGUGGAGGGCAACCCCCCACCUACUGUCACCUGGAUGAAGGUGUCCACAGGCGCCGUCAUCAAGGCCAACUCCCGGCAUGGCUCGCGCUUCGAGGUGUUCGGCAACGGCACGCUGGCGAUCCGCGGCGCCGUGCUGCAGGACCGCGGCCAGUAUGUGUGCACGGCGGCGAGCGCCCUGGGGGCCGCCCGGCUGGCGGUGGCCGUCGCCGUCAGCGCUCAGCCGCCGCGCAUCCUCGUCGCCGCUCGCCACCGCGACGUCACCGCGCCGCUCGGCUCCAUCGCCGAGUUGGCAUGCCCCGCCGAGGGGCGGCCGGCGCCCCAGCGGGCCUGGGUGCUGCCCGACCGGACGGUGUUGCGCGGCGCGGCGGCGGGGUCAGCGGCCGUGCCGGCGACCGGAGCUGGUGGGCGCGCCAGCCUGGACGCCAACGGCACGCUUCGCAUCACCGACAUCGCCUUCGCCGACCGGGGCCCCUACAAGUGCGUCGCGAGCAACUCGGCCGGCGCUGACACGGCCACGGUGCGCCUCCACGUCCUCGGCCUGCCCCCCAGCAUGCUGCAGGGCCGCCGCUCUGACGUGACGGCUCGUGCCGGCGCAGCCCUGGCCCUGCACUGCGCGGCGCGCGGUACCCCGGCGCCGUCGCUGCGCUGGGUGCUAGCGGGCGGCGCCCAGAUCCGCCCGUCGCAGUACCUGGAUGGGCGCCUCUUCGUCUACCCCAACGGCACGCUGCUGGUGAAGAGCGUCGUGCCGGCCGAUGCCGGCGCCUUCGAGUGCCUCGCCACCAACUCGCUGGGCGCCGACCGCAGCGUCUUCGUCGUCACCGUCGAGCAGGAGUACCGGCGGCCGUUACCGGAUGAUGUUCCGGCGCCGCCGCCGUCGCGGCAGCAGCAGCAGCCGCCGCUACCGGCGAUCGGCCGGCAGGCCGCGGAGGAAGGCCGGGCGGCCAGGCCCGGCGCGGCCAGGAUCGUGGCAUCGACGCCGCGGCGCAUGCAGGUCAGCUACGGCGCCACGCUGCAGCUGGCGUGCAACGCGAGCGGGACGCCCGCGCCCCGCAUCCUCUGGAGGCUCCCGUCGAAGAAGUUUGUGGACAUCUACUCGCGCUCAGACGAGCGCACGCGCGUGCUCACCGACGGCUCGCUGGUGGUGGCGGGCGCCAGCGAGGCGGACGCAGGCGACUACCUGUGCCUGGCGCGCAACUCCCUGGGCGACGACGCCGCCGCCACCAAGGUGGAGGUGCUGCUGCGGCCGGCGCGCAUCGACGGCAAGGGGCCCAGCGGGGACCGGCGGGUGCGCUACGGCGGCGACUUCCAGUUCGACUGCGUCGCGUCGGGCGUGCCCAACCCCGAGAUCUCGUGGAAGAUGCCGGACGGCACCCUGGUGAACGGCGUCGCCGCCGGCGGAGGAGGAGGAGCAGGAGGCGGGGGCGGCGGGGAGCGCAGCAAGCGCUUCGUGCUGUUCGACAACGGGACGCUGUUCUUCGACAAGAUGGGCGUGCGUGACCAGGGUGACUACACCUGCUACGCGGAGAACAAGGUCGGGCGCGACGAGAUGGUCGUGCGGGUGCUGGUGGAGACGCGGGCCGCACGCAUCGAGCACAAGGAGAGGAACGCGCUGGUGCAGGCCUCGUCAGGCUCGACAGCCCUCCUCGAGUGCCUGGUGUCCGGCGAGCCGGCGCCACGCCUCGCCUGGUCGACUCCCAACGGCGAAGUCCUCCUUGCCCCCUCCUCGUCCACCUCCUCCUCCUCGUCCUCGUCCCCGCGCCUCCACGUGCUCACCGACGGCUCGCUGGAGAUCCGGGCGGCGCGCCGUCGCGACGCGGGCGACUACACCUGCUCGGUGCGCAACGCCGCCGGCUCGGACGCUCGCACGGUGCGCCUGGCGGUUCGCGACCUGCCGCCGGCCAUCAACGGCCUGGCGGGCGAGGCGCUGGCGGAGCCGCGGCGCGAGGCCGUGCUGGCGCACGCGCGCAAGCUCCUCGACUGCCGGGCCGAGCUACGGCCGCCCCCAGACGGCCGCGAAGACGGCGACGCGCGGCCGCCUCCUCGCGUCGCCUGGGCGGCGCCCGGCGGCGUCGUUCUGCAGGCGCCGUACCACGGCGGCCGGCUGGCGGUGCACGCCAACGGCACGCUGGAGAUCCGCAACGCCCGGCCCUCCGACUCGGCCGACUUCGUGUGUGUGGCCCGCUCCGGCGACGCCGAGAGCCGCCUGACCGUCCGGCUGGAGGUCGUCGAAGCCCUCGAGGCGCCGUCGUUCCCCUCGGUUGGCGGCGGCGGCGGCGACGACGAGACGGUCGCGGUGGAGCCGGGCCGGCGCUCGGCGCUGCUCAACUGCUCCGCCGAGGGCUCGCCGCGGCCCCGGGUGGCGUGGACGCUGCCGGGGGGCGCUCGCCUCGCGCCGGGACGGAACGCCGGGCGCUUCUCGGCGGGGGAGGAUGGCACUCUGCGGCUCUCCGAGCCCGGCGCGGGCGACGCGGGCCGCUACCGGUGCGCGGCCACCAACGCGGCUGGCGCCGCCGAGCGCUCCCUGCGCCUCGAAUUUGGCACGCGACCCCGGAUCUCGCCGUCGGCGUCCCGCCCCGGCGGGCUGGUGCGCGUCGUCGGCGGUGAGUCGACGACGCUCGACUGCGCCGCCUCCGGCGACCCUCCGCCGGUGGUCUCCUGGACGCUGCCCGGCGGCGCGGUGCUGGAGGGGGCGGCCGCCGCCGCCGUCCGGCACGCUGGCCGCUUCUCGCUGCUCCCCAACGGCUCGCUCGUGGUGAGCGGCGCCACGGUGCACGACCGCGGCAACUACGUGUGCCGGGCCCGCAGCCGCCUCGGCGAGGACUCGCAGCUGGUGCCGGUCGUCGUCAUCGCCUACCCGCCAAGAAUCACCGCGGGGCCACCGCGGACGUACCACGCCCGGCCCGGCACGUCCCUGCAGCUGUCGUGCCUCGCCAUCGGAAUCCCGCGGCCCGACAUCACGUGGGAGUUGCCGGACCGCACGCGUCUUUCCGCGGUGGCGGCGCCGGCGGGCGGCGGCGGUGGCGCCGCUGGAGCGUCCGCGGCGAGACGGGCGGCAGGGGGGAAGUUCCUGGUGCUGCCGCAGGGCGCCCUGGUGAUCCCGAGCGCCGGGCCGCGCGACAGCGGCGUCUACCGCUGCACGGCGCGCAACCUGCUGGGGAGCGACGUCAAGGCGACGUACCUCUACGUGCUGUGAGCCGCCCAUGCCGGCGGCGGCGGCGGACGUGGUGAUGGUGGUGGUGGUGGUGAUGGUGGUGAUGGUGGUGGCUGAGUAGGGGGGGCACAGCUGGUGCAUCUGCCGGUCGUCUCGGUCGGUCAACACAACGGGCACCUUCAGGGUCUGUGCCCGUGACCGCCUCCUGUCCUGGCGGUCGGCAGCGACAGCCUUCGGACACUUCACGCGGCGGCCUCGAAGCGCAUGCACCUAGCCUGGCACAGGCGCCACUGUGACGUCACCGCCAACUGAGCGACGAGUGGUGGGUAUUGGUUUUGUUGGUGGUGGCGGCGGCGGUGGCGGUGGUGUUCGGUGAUUCACUUUUGCCGAGUCUGUCUGGGUCGGACGAUGUUUCUGCGACCGGCCCACCACGGUCCGGUAUAACGUCUCGCCACGCACAUGGGGUCUAGGGUUUUCGCCCUGCCUACCAGCAACUCAGAAGACGCUGUCGGGCGCGAGACUGAAACCUGGUGGUGGAUUCCGAGGUGGCGACAUUGCGAUGAACUUCCCGCGUGCCCGUAGAGGAGUGGGGCUGCGAUGACGUUGGCGAUGUCGGUGAUGGUGGAGCAAUCGGUGUGUGAUGAUGAUGAUGAUGAUUUUACAUUGAACACCUUAGCUACCAUGGCAGAUGAUUGAUGGGAAUAUAUGUUGUCCACGUUGCCAUGAUCAUAAAACAACGACGACGAUUAUGAUGACGAUGAUGAUCGCAUUGAGAGUAGCGAUGAAGACAAUGAUGAUGAUUGAACACUGCACAGAAUUCUGGAUGGUGAUGAUGAUGAUGACGAUCACGUGAUGAUCAGUGUAGACAUUGAUUGAAUCAGUGACGAUGAUGAUGAUCAUGGUGGUGAUUAUGGAAACACUACACAGAAAUUUGGAUGAUGAUGGCGACGAUGAUGGCGAUCACGUGAUGGUCAGUGAAGACAUUGAUGGAAUCAGUGAUGAUGAUGACGGUGGUGGUGGUAAUUAUGGGAACACUACACAGAAAUUUGGAUGAUGAUGACGAUGGCCAUCACGUGAUGGUAAGUGAAGACAUUGAUUGAAUCAGUGACGAUGAUGAUGAGGGUGGUGGUGAUUAUGGGAACACUACGCAGAAAUUUGAAUGAUGAUGACGAUGGCGAUCACGUGAUGGUCAGUGAAGACAUUGAUUGAAUCAGUGAUGAUGAUGAUGGUGGUGGUGGUGAUUAUGGGAACACGACACAGAAAUUUGGAUGAUGUUGACGACCAUGAUGGCGAUCACGUGAUGGUCAGUGAAGACAUUGAUUGAAUCAGUGAUGAUGAUGACGGUGGUGGUGAUUAUGGGAACACUACACAGACAUUUGGAUGAUGAUGACGAUGAUGGCGAUCACGUGAUGGUCAGUGGAUACAUUGAUGGAAUCAGUGAUGAUGAUGGUGAUUAUGGGAACACUACACAGAAAUUUGGAUGAUGAUGAGGGCGAGCAGGUGAUGUUGGUCUGUACACGCAUUGAUGGGAACCAGUGGUGACGAUGCUGCCCAUGACAACACGAUUAAACAUGAUCGCCAUGAAGAGCACACACUGUGGACCGAAGCCGUGGCUCUGAAAUGCUGACGAUUCGCUUGACGAAUGAACAACAACAACAACGACAACAACAACAACAACGCCACGGACAUCCUCGACACGAGCAAAGAGUUGACGAUUGAAAAUCAAUAACACGCUCAUCACGAACAAUUACUUAAUUAGGGGCCGUCCAUAAAUGACGUCACGCACCUA
Molecule: messenger RNA, 15936 nt
Organism: Lethenteron reissneri (Far Eastern brook lamprey)
Lineage: Eukaryota; Metazoa; Chordata; Hyperoartia; Petromyzontiformes; Petromyzontidae
Molecular function (GO): protein binding
Source: RefSeq, a predicted model, not a curated record